Molecule: messenger RNA, 1020 nt
Organism: Parascedosporium putredinis
Lineage: Eukaryota; Fungi; Ascomycota; Sordariomycetes; Microascales; Microascaceae
Source: the annotation of a GenBank genome assembly
AUGGACUCGCUCGUUAUCACUCCCAUUUCUCAGGCACAGGCGAACCAGCGAGCCGGUCGCGCCGGCCGUACUGGUCCCGGAAAAUGCUUUAGGCUGUAUACGGAAGCCGCUUACCAGACGGAGAUGUUGCCCACGACAAUCCCCGCCAUUCAACGUGAGAACUUGUCACACACCAUUCUCAUGCUGAAAGCGAUGGGCAUCAAUGACCUCAUCAACUUUGACUUUAUGGAUCCCCCACCUGUCAACACCCUGCUCACCGCCCUUGAGGAGCUCUAUGCGCUCAGCGCACUGGAUGACGAGGGCCUAUUAACGCGCCUUGGCCGCAAGAUGGCGGAUUUCCCCAUGGACCCUUCUAUGGCCAAGGUGCUAAUCGCUGCGGUGGACAUGAGCUGCUCUGACGAGCUUCUCAGCAUCGUAUCCAUGCUCAACGUCAACGUCUUCUACCGCCCCAAGGAGAAGCAGACGCAAGCAGAUCAGAAAAAGGCCAAGUUUCACGACCCGCACGGUGACCAUUUGACGCUGCUCAAUAUUUGGAACGGAUGGAAGCGCAGCGGCUUCCAAAACGCCUGGUGCUUUGAGAAUUACAUUCAGCAUCGGUCGAUGAAGCGCGCCAAAGAUGUAAGGGACCAGCUGGUCAAGAUCAUGGAGCGGUACCGCCACCCCAUCGUAUCGUGCGGCCGCGAUACCCACAAGGUCCGACAGGCCCUAUGCGCCGGGCACCCCGUCUACCUACACCCAAGCUCAGCCCUCUUCGGCAAGCAGGCGGAAUGGGUCAUUUACCACACUCUUGUCCUGACGACCAAGGAAUACAUGCACCACACCACCGCCAUCGAGCCGAAAUGGCUCGUCGAAGUCGCCCCAACUUUCUUCAAGGUCGCCCCGACCGACCGCCUCUCCAAGAGGAAGGCCGCGGAGCGCAUCCAGCCGCUGUUCAACCGGUUCGAAGGCCCCGACGACUGGAGGUUGAGCUCGCAGAGGAGGGCGGGCAGGUCUGGCGGAGGCGGUGGAACUUGGGGUUGA